UUUCUUCGGCUUUUACUGGUUGGAGGUUGGGAAUUGCAACUUGCAUCCGCGAGUCAAACGCAGGAAGAGUAGUCGUAUAAUUUAGCUUUUUUUUUUUUUUUAAGAGACUGUUUAUAAUUAAAGUGAUAAGUUUAUAUAUUUCUUUGACGAAAUGCUGUCUUUAGACUUUCUCGAUGAUGUUCGGCGAAUGAAUAAGCGCCAGCUGUACUACCAGGUACUGAAUUUUGGUAUGAUCGUGUCUUCGGCCUUGAUGAUUUGGAAAGGCCUGAUGGUUGUGACUGGAAGUGAAAGCCCAAUUGUAGUAGUUCUCAGUGGCAGUAUGGAGCCUGCAUUUUACAGAGGAGACCUCCUAUUCCUCACAAAUAGAGUUGAAGAUCCAAUCAGAGUGGGAGAAAUUGUGGUCUUCAGGAUCGAGGGCAGAGAGAUCCCCAUUGUGCACAGGGUGCUCAAAAUUCAUGAAAAGGAAAAUGGGGACAUCAAGUUUCUGACAAAAGGCGAUAAUAACUCUGUGGAUGACAGAGGCCUAUACAAGAGGGGACAGCAUUGGUUGGAGAAGAAGGAUGUGGUGGGCAGAGCAAGAGGGUUUGUGCCUUACAUAGGAAUUGUUACAAUUUUGAUGAAUGACUAUCCUAAGUUUAAGUAUGCUGUUCUCUGCAUGCUGGGACUCUUUGUUUUGGUACACAGGGAGUAAUCCUCCUCCACCAAGGACAACAUGAUAAAGCAAAGCUGUUCCAACCACCUCAAGACAGUUUUUGCUAGUGUGUUAAAUCUGCUCAUGCAAAAAAAAAAGUUGUAACAGUUAGUCAAAUAAUGACACUUGUAAUAUUGUUUGUUAGUCUUACUGUUAGAGUUCCAAAGAGAUGUUUUGAGGUUUUUUGUUUUUUUUUUGUUCUUUCUGAUGUGCUAUAUGUUCAAGCCUCACGCCUGUUUCUACAGCUAAGACUUUUUUCUAUUGAAUUAAAUAAUGAACAAAAACAA
Neoarius graeffei (lesser salmon catfish) is the source of this 978-nucleotide messenger RNA. It is a transcript of the gene sec11a, whose product is annotated as SEC11 homolog A, signal peptidase complex subunit. Gene Ontology annotation, molecular function: serine-type endopeptidase activity. NCBI's taxonomy places the organism in Eukaryota, Metazoa, Chordata, Actinopteri, Siluriformes, Ariidae. Bases 152 to 691 code for a protein of 179 amino acids. The transcript is spliced from 6 exons. Gene Ontology annotation, cellular component: signal peptidase complex; membrane. The record is from RefSeq and is a predicted model, not a curated record.